AUUCUAAAUACUAUGCCUGAAGGCCUCUCUGGUUCUGUUGUCAAGCUUGUAUCCGGUGACGGUGUUGAGAUAGUCGUUGCAAAAGAGAUUGCUUGCCAAUCUAUAACGAUUAAGAACAUGUUAGAUGAUUUAGGGAGCGAACAAGGCUCACUGCCUAUACCUUUACAUAACGUCAGUGGUAAAAUUCUCGCUAAAGUAGUUGAAUGGUGUAAAUAUCACUAUGAACACCCAAUCCCUCCAGAAACAGAAGAUAAGAAGAAUGAAAGACGAACAGAUGACAUCUCAUCUUGGGACAGGACAUUUUGUGAAGUGGAGCAAGAUCUGCUAUUUGAACUCAUCAUGGCUGCAAACUUUUUAGAAAUCAAUCCGCUUUUAGAUUUGGCUAGUAAAACUGUUGCUAACAUGAUCAAGGGCAAAACACCGGAGGAAAUCAGGAAAACCUUUGGGAUCAAGAACGAUUUCACACCCGAAGAAGAAGAACAGGUCCGAAAAGAGAACGAAUGGUGUGAAGAACAUUAGUGAAGGCAGAAAAGCGGUCCACUUUUGAAGAAAAUGAGGCUGAAGGUAAUCCUUGACUUAACAAUAAUAUGCCACGAUAUGAAUGCUAUGUAUAGAUAUGUAUUCAACGCCUUUAUCUUUACAUACAAACUAAUCACACUAAUUAGUACAUUUAAGACCACACUGUACACAAGGAUCUGAUUUUUUAGAGUGCACGGUUCAUAUCAACUCGCUCAUUGAGUGUAUGACCCCACUAAAUAUACAGGGGUUUUAGAUUAUGUAAUAGGGUAAAAUAGAGAAAAAAAAAAGA
Molecule: messenger RNA, 808 nt
Organism: Schistocerca gregaria
Lineage: Eukaryota; Metazoa; Arthropoda; Insecta; Orthoptera; Acrididae
Product: SCF ubiquitin ligase complex protein SKP1b-like
Exons: 5
Coding region: 13-519 (168 amino acids)
Biological process (GO): SCF-dependent proteasomal ubiquitin-dependent protein catabolic process
Cellular component (GO): nucleus; cytoplasm
Molecular function (GO): cullin family protein binding
Source: RefSeq, a predicted model, not a curated record